Messenger RNA from Penicillium canariense, 1212 nucleotides. Its product is annotated as EXS domain-containing protein. Lineage: Eukaryota; Fungi; Ascomycota; Eurotiomycetes; Eurotiales; Aspergillaceae. The transcript is spliced from 5 exons. Gene Ontology annotation, cellular component: membrane; cytoplasm. The coding region runs from base 1 to 1212 and encodes 403 amino acids. The record is from RefSeq and is a predicted model, not a curated record.
AUGGGGCCGGAUCAACAGCCGCAAAUAGAUGGCUUUGGGCUAACCUUCCCGUUCCCUAUCCGGGUAGCUACCCUCUUAGUUGCAGGUUUUUGGGCAUGGGCGAUCAACCUACACUUCCUGGCAAAGGCCAACAUUGACGUCCCUGCACUUAUCCGAUACCCUUCCCGCUCCUCCCCCGCUCAACGGACACACCAUGCCUCUGCCUACCGACUAGCCACCUUUUUCACAAUCCCGCUGACCCUCUGGUUGCUGGUUUUCUGGAUCGUCACACACUGCAAGUUUGAGCUGGUCGGCCGCUUCGAUUGGAUCCCGCAGUCGGUCUUCAUCAUUCUCCUCCUGAUUCUGAUCUGGCCAUUGAACCGGGCCUCCCGGGCAGGCCGCAUCCGCCUGCUUCUGUCCCUGAAGCGGGUCGCCAUCGGAGGUCUCGCGGAGUCUCAGGAAGGGAAGUUUGGCGAUGUUCUGCUGGCAGAUGCACUGACGAGCUAUGCUCGGGUUCUGGGCGACCUCUACAUCACUUUCUGCAUGUUCUUCACCGACGGUCUGUCGGCCACUUCAAAGCCCAACCGCGCCUGCGGCAAGGAUUUUGUUGUUCCGAUUAUCAUUGCCGUUCCGAGCGCGAUCCGCCUUCGCCAGUGCUUGACGGAGUAUGCGCGGGCACGCCGGACAAGCUCACGACGGGAUGUGAGCCGGGAAAACCAACACUUGGCCAACGCUUUGAAGUAUGCCACUGCGUUCCCGGUGAUCUUCCUGGCCGCCAAGCUCCGCAACUAUAGUCCACUGGACCUUCAUGGAUUCAGCGAGAUGACUAUUAUGCGUCUUCUGUUCAUCUUCUCAUGUAUCAAUUCUGGCUACUCGUUCUGGUGGGACGUGGUGAAGGAUUGGGACCUGACGCUUUUCUCCUCCGAACGCCGGCACCGAGACCAUCCGUACGGUUUACGACGGCACCGCUACUUUUCUUCCGAUCGGUUGUACCACUACGUCAUCGUGGCGGACCUUGCUCUCCGUUUCUCAUGGCUGUGGCGCGUGUUCCCGGGACUCGCAUGGCUGUCUGAAACCGAAUGUGGCCUGUUCUUGCUCAUGUUCCUCGAGGUAGCGCGCCGCUGGAUGUGGGUGUUCUUCCGCGUCGAGGCCGAAUGGAUCCGGAACACCCACGGUGCCGGUCCCGACGACGUUCUACUUGGCGAGUACAACCACAAAUUCGUUGCGGAUUGA